AUGACUGUAACAUCUCUUAUUUCUAAAUUUGCAACCAAAUCUGGUAAGCCAUUGAAGGUUGGAACAGGUUCUGGUACCAAGUGGCAAUGGGCCAAGAAGGCUAACCCCGAAGUCGAUCUUCACCAAGAACUUGUUGAUCAAUUGGUGUUAGCUAUCAAUACCGGAUUCACUCACAUCGAUCUGGCCGAAGUGUAUACCACCGGACCAGAAGUGGGCGCCGCUUUGAAACAAUCCGGAGUUAAGCGUGAAGACAUGUGGAUUACUUCCAAGUACACACCAGGGUUAGGUACGCAGCAGGAAGCCUUGUCGACUGGUCCAUUGACGUCCCUUGAUAAAUUAUUGAAGGAGUUGAAAACCGAUUACCUCGAUAUGUUCUUGGUUCACUGUCCCUUUAUCGAUCCAAAGUACUCAAAGGGCCAAACGCGUGCCACAGUCUGGGCCGAGAUGAUCGAAGCUAAGAAACUGGGUAAGGUCAGAUACAUUGGAGUUUCCAACUACGCGAUCCCGCAUCUUGAAGAAUGCUUUGAGAUUGCAAAUGGUGACGCUGAAUACUACCCAAGUUUCAACCAAAUUGAGUUCCAUCCAUAUUUGCAAAACCAGACCAACGAUAUUGUCAAGUUCUGUCAAGACCACGAGAUCUUGGUGGAAGCAUUCGGGCCAUUGACUCCACUCUUCAGAAUAAAGGAAGGUGACAAGGAAAUCACAGACCAUCCCUUAACAAAGCUUUUACCAGAAUUAAGUGAAAAGUACGGUAAGACCCAGGCUCAAAUUUUAUUGAGGUACACAUUGCAGAAGGAUAUCUUGCCAAUCACCACCUCGUCCAAGGAAGAAAGAAUCAGAGAGAGUUUAGAGAUAUAUAACUUUAAGUUGGACAAUGAGGACGUAAACAAGAUUGACACUGUGGGGGCUACCUACAAGUUCAGAGGAUUUUUCGAAGGGAUGUAUGACAAAGCCUUGGUAUAG
This is a messenger RNA of Dujonia railenensis, 963 nucleotides long. The record is from the annotation of a GenBank genome assembly. NCBI's taxonomy places the organism in Eukaryota, Fungi, Ascomycota, Pichiomycetes, Serinales, Debaryomycetaceae.